Molecule: messenger RNA, 4090 nt
Organism: Hordeum vulgare subsp. vulgare (domesticated barley)
Lineage: Eukaryota; Viridiplantae; Streptophyta; Magnoliopsida; Poales; Poaceae
Product: disease resistance protein Pik-2-like
Exons: 4
Coding region: 43-3864 (1273 amino acids)
Biological process (GO): defense response to other organism
Molecular function (GO): ADP binding
Source: RefSeq, a predicted model, not a curated record
ACUCACAUCUGCCAUUAGCACCACCACCUCCACAUCACAGCCAUGGAAGCGACGGGGGUGAGCUUGGGGAAGGCCGCGCUGGGCGGCGCACUCGGCUAUGCCACGUCCAAGGCGGCGGAGGAAAUCGCACUGCAGCUUGGUGUCGAGCGCGAUGUGAACUUCAUCAAGAACGAGCUGCAGAUGAUACAGUCGUUCCUGAUGACGGCUGAUGAGGAGCAAAUCCAGAACAAGGUGCUCACCACCUGGGUGAAACAGAUCGGGGCACUGGCCUACAAAGUGGAGGACAGUCUAAUGGACUUCGGCCUCCACUCGGAGAAAAAGUCAUUUUUGGGAUGCAUCCCUCACAACCCAUGUGAUCAACGCCGCAUCGCCAAAGAUGUGAAGCAGCUGAGGGCCGAGGUGGAGGACGUGAGCAACAGGAACCUGCGCUAUCGCCUCAUUAAGGAGAGCUCAGGUUCCGAGCCUACCAUGGCAGAGCAGCAGGCCAACAUUGCCACUGCAGCAAUGUUUGGCAUCAACGAAGCAAGUCUUACCGCCUUGGAGCAUAAAAAAUCAUCAGAGGUUGACCUCAACCAGCUAAUUACAAGCAAAGAUGUGAACCUUAGGGUGAUCGCCAUGUGGGGAACCAGCGGUGAUCUCGGGAAGACAUCCGCCAUAAACGAGCUUUAUGAUGACCCAAAGGUAAUGAAAAGGUUUGAGUUCCGUGCUUGGAUUAGGUUGAUGCAUCCUUUCAAUCCACAAGAGUUCCUCCAGAGCUUGGUAAGGCAAUUUUAUGAAAAUUCCCAUGAUGAUGUUGCAAAGCCAUCUUUCGGUCCACAAGAGUUCCUCCGGAGCUUGGUAAGGCAAUUCUAUGAGAGUUCGCUUGAUGAGGUUGGAAAGCCAGAAAAAGAAACAAGUGUUGGGGCCGUUCUAGCCAAGAUGGAGAAGAUGGAUCAAAGUGAUUUAGUCCGUGUGUUUAAUGCACAGUUGUGUGGCAAUAGCUACCUGGUUGUAAUUGAUGACCUAUCCACAUUAGUGGAAUGGCAUUGGAUAAGGAAGUACUUUCCUGACAACAAGAAACAAAGUAGAAUCAUCAUUUCCACUCAGCAAGCGGAAAUCGCAAGCUUGUGCACAGAGAAACCGUACCAAGUUUCGAUGUUCAAGCAGCUGUCAUAUGAUCAAACGAUUUAUUUGUUCCACAAGAAGCAGAAUUCAGAGGAAGCAAGUUUUACUGAUGUGGACCAGAAACUGGAGGCUAUGCGUGCCUCAUGUUCUGCCAACCCCUUUUCUGACCCGAACAAAGUUACUAGUACCGAGAAAAACACAGCAGUGCCCACUGAUGAAAUACAGGAGGGAAACCAAGAACGUAACAAUCCAGGUGAAGAAAAAGUUCAUGACAUAACUGGUAGAAAGAAGUUUGACCGCAGUAGGACAAUGGCACUGACUGAUGAAGUGCUAUAUGGGCGAGAAACAGAAAAAUCUGUUCUUAUUGAAAUAAUUGCCCAGCGAGACCACAGUCAUGGCUGUAAGGUGAUCUCAGUCUGGGGAAUGGGGGGUCUUGGAAAAACCACUCUUGUUCGAAGCAUCUAUCGAAGCCAACAGCUUAAUGACUGGAAGCGUGCUUGGGCCACUGUUUUGCGGCCUUUUAACCCUGAUGUACUUCUUAGAGAUUUGGCUUUGCAGCUUCAGAAUACUAUUCAAGAAGAUCCUGCUGGAUUAACAGAAACUGCAGCACAAACGAGAAGCAUAUCAGUGAUGAAUGUUCAAGAGUUGAAGGAGGAGGUAGCUCGGGUACUAAAAACAAAAAUGUGCCUUCUUGUUCUUGAUGAUAUAUUGUCCACUUCUGAAUGGGAUUUGGUGAAAUCGUGUUUGGAUAAUGCUGGAAGGAUCAUAGUGACCACAAGAGAAAAAAAUAUUGCCGAACAUUGUUCGAAAGAACACAUGUACCAUCUUAAAGGUCUGAAAGAUGAUGCUGCACUUGACCUCUUCAUUAAAAAGGUAUUCAAGAACAAUAUUAACAAAAAUGAUAUAGCCCCAGCUAUGAUGGAGCAAGCAAGACUUACCCUGCAGAAAUGUGACGGACUCCCCCUUGCAAUAUCGACUAUCGGUGGAUUCUUGGCCACUAAGCCAAAAAAUGCUAUUGAAUGGAAGAAGAUCAAUGAUAAUAUUAGCAUUGAAUUGGUGAUAAAUCCUGAACUUAGGACAAUAAAGACAAUUCUCAUGAGGAGCUACGAUGGUUUGCCAUACCAUCUGAAGGCUGUAUUCUUAUACAUGUCCAUAUUUCCAGAAGAUCACAGGAUUAGGUGGGGUCGCUUGGUGAGGCGGUGGAUUGCAGAGGGUUACUCAAGGGAUGUGCAUGGCAUGACUGCAGUUGAACUUUGUUGUCGGUACUUUGAUGAGCUCUUGGAUAGGAGUAUGAUCCUGCCAGGGGAAGGGAUAGAUCAAUACAUUCAGAAAAUCAAUUCUUGCCAACUUCAUGAUAUGAUCCGUGAAAUAUGCAUCUCAAAGGCUAUGGAGGAAAACUUUGUUUUCACGCUGGAGGAAGGAUGUUGUUUGAGCGACACACAAGGUGCAAUACGUCAUCUUGUCAUAGGCAGCAACUGGAAAAGGGAUAAAGAUGUGUUCGAACGGAUACUAGACUUGUCACACCUACGGUCAAUGACUGUGUUCGGAGAGUGGAGGUCAUUUUUCAUCUCUGAUAAUAUGAGGUUCCUGCGAGUGCUUGACUUGGAAGACACAAUUGGGCUAAGGGAUCAUCAUCUUGAUAAAAUCGGGCAGCUCCAUCACCUAAAGUACCUUUCUCUACGAGGAUGUCGCUGUAUCUUAUACCUGCCUGAUUCUUUGCAGAAUUUGAGGCACCUCCAAACACUUGAUGUUAGAGGUACACAUAUAAUUGAGUUGCCAAGAACAAUCACCAAUCUUAGCAAGCUACAGCACCUUCGUGCAGAUGGUGUUUUGAACAGAGGACGUGAUAUCAAGGGAGAGGACAUGGUAGAUAAAUAUUUAGGUACUGAUACAUGUGAUACAUGCAGCGUUUUGUUAUCGAGAGGUUAUCAUUUCUUGAGACCACAAGUUUUAGAUGCUGGUUUGAACAGGUAUGAUAUAUUCAAUCUAUACCGCUUCCACGACAGGAACCUACAUGGCGUUAUACUUCCUAUAGGGAUUGGUAAACUGAAGGCCCUUCACGCACUAGGUGUUGCUGAUGUUUCCAGGAGAAACGGAAAUGCCACUCUGAAAGAGGUCGGAAUGCUUACUCAGCUACGUAAGCUUAAAGUGGGUGGUGUGAACUACAGUAACGUCAAUGAGUUAUGGUCUGCCAUUGCUGGUCAUAAUCAACUUCAAUCUUUGUCAGUUGAAAUAGGUGACCUCUCCGAACAGAGGAAUGAGUUAGACGGCUGUUUGGGUGAGGGUUUGUUACCACCAAACAGCCUCGAGAGCCUCACUCUGCAUGGUAAGCUAGUCAAUGCUACAAAAUGGAUACAUAAGCUUCAGAAUCUCUCCAAGUUGGUACUACGGUUUAGCAACUUGGGGGAAGAUGAUGGCAUACAAGCCCUCGGGGUGCUACCAAAUAUGGUGGUUCUAUGCCUGAGGAGUUGCUCGUUCAAGGGGACUCAGCUCCGUUUCCAGAGGUCAACUUUCCAGAUCCUCAUGGUGCUGGAGCUCCAAGAGUUAGACAAUCUCCAGUUGGUGCUGUUUGAAGAAGACACAAUGCCCAAGCUUGAGCUGCUACAAAUUUGUGGGUGCCAAGGGUUGAAGGACAUCUCCCGAAUGCCAGCCCUGAAAAGCCUCAAGGAAAUUCGGUUGCAUUAUAGUGAAAAUGUGAAGAAAGAGGUGGAGAGGCAGGUGGCGGAGCAUAUGACGCACGUCAGACUCAAACAUUAUUGACUGACUACUAAACCCUCUUUCCCUCUCUCCCUCUCCCCCUCUCUGUUCCCAUCAGAUUCGUAUGAUGGUACUUUUCCUGCAUCUACUAUACAUAUAGUAGGACUAGUAAUUGAUGUAUAUGUUACAAAACAGAGUCACUCGGGCGUAUACAGCAACACUGUAAGUCUGUAAUGCAGCAGUGGUAUGUAUCACUUAAAACGCAAUACAUAACACUUCCUUUGCUGUC